Molecule: messenger RNA, 6941 nt
Organism: Betta splendens (Siamese fighting fish)
Lineage: Eukaryota; Metazoa; Chordata; Actinopteri; Anabantiformes; Osphronemidae
Gene: aldh1a3
Product: aldehyde dehydrogenase 1 family, member A3
Exons: 13
Coding region: 5204-6715 (503 amino acids)
Molecular function (GO): aldehyde dehydrogenase (NAD+) activity
Source: RefSeq, a predicted model, not a curated record
GACUGGGCCUCCGUUUAGGCAGCGCUGACGUGACUCGACCUUCUGUCAUGCAGCGCUGACAUGACUCGACUUUCGUUCACGCAGCCUUGCCGUGACUCGACCUUCGUUCACGCAGCCUUGACGUGACUCGAUCUUCGUUCACGCAGCCUUGACGUGACUUGAUCUUCGUUUAUGCAGCCUUGACGUGAUUUGACCUUCGUUCAUGCAACCUUGACGUGACUCGACCUCCAUCCACGCAGCCUUGAUGUGACUCGACCUUUGUUCACGCUGCGCUGACAUGACUCGACCUUCUGUCACGCAGCCUAGACGUGACUCGACCUUCGUUUACACAGCCUUGACGUGACUCGACCUUCUGUCACGCAGUCUUGACGUGACUCGGCCUCCGUUUAGGCAGCGCUGACGUGACUCGACCUUCUGUCAUGCAGCGCUGACAUGACUCGACUUUUGUUCACGCAGCCUUGCCGUGACUCGACCUUCUGUCACGCAGCCUAGACGUGACUCGACCUUCGUUUACACAGCCUUGACGUGACUCGACCUUCGGUCACGCAGCCUUGACGUGACUUGAUCUUCGUUUAUGCAGCCUCGACGUGACUCGACCUUCGUUCAUGCAACCUUGACGUGACUCGACCUCCAUCCACGCAGCCUUGAUGUGACUCGACCUUUGUUCACGCUGCGCUGACGUGACUUGACCUUCGUUUACACAGCCUUGACGUGACUCAACUUUCGUUUACGCGGUUAACGGGACUCAACCUCUGUUUAGGCAGCGCUGACGUGACUUGACCUUCUGUCAUUCAGCGCUGACGUGACUGGACUUUUAAUCACGCAGCCUUGACGUGACUGGACCUCCUGUCAGGCAGCGCUGACAUGACUCGACCUUCUGUCACGCAGCCUUGACGUGACUCGACCUACUGUCACAGAGUCUUCAUGUAACUCGAUCUUCUGUCACAGAGUUUUAAUGUGACUCGACCUCCUGUCAGGCAUCACUGACAGGACUUCACCUUCUGUCACGCAGCGCUGACAUGACUCGACUUUCGUUCACGCAGCCUUGCCGUGACUCGACCUUCGUUCACGCAGCCUUGACGUGACUCGACCUUCGUUCACGCAGCCUUGACGUGCCUUGAUCUUCGUUCAUGCAGCCUUGACGUGACUCAACCUUCGUUCACGCAACCUUGACGUGACUCGACCUUCGUUUACGCAGCCUUGACAUGACUAGACCUCCAUCCACGCAGCCUUGACGUGACUAGACCUUUGUUCAGACUGCGCUGACGUGACUUGACCCUCUGUCAUGCAGCCUUGAUGUGACUCGACCUUUGUUCACGCUGCGCUGACAUGGCUCGACCUUCUGUCACGCAGCGCUGACAUGACUCGACUUUCGUUCACGCAACCUUGCCGUGACUCGACCUUCGUUCACGCAGCCUUGACGUGACUCGACCUUCGUUCACGCAGCCUUGACGUGACUCGACCUUUGUUCACGCAACCUUGACGUGACUCGACCUUUGUUCACGCUGUGCUGACGUGACUCGACCUUCUGUCACGCAGCCUAGACGUGACUCGACCUUCUCUCAUGCAGCCUUGACGUGACUGGACCUUUGUUCACACAGCCUUGACGUGACUCGACCUUCAUUUACGCAGCCUUGACGUGACUCAACCUUCUGUCACAGAGUCUUGAUGUAACUCGAUCUUCUGUCACAGAGUUUUGAUGUGACUCGACCUCCUGUCAGGCAUCACUGACGUGACUUGACCUUCUGUCACGCAGCGCUGACAUGACUCGACUUUCGUUCACGCAGCCUUGACGUGACUCGACCUUCGUUCACGCAGCCUUGACAUGACUAGACCUCCAUCCACGCAGCCUUGACGUGACUCGACCUUCGUUCACGCAGCCUUGACGUGACUCGACCUUCGUUCACGCAGCCUUGACGUGACUCGACCUUUGUUCACGCUGUGCUGACGUGACUCGACCUUCUGUCACGCAGCGCUGACAUGACUCGACUUUCGUUCACGCAACCUUGCCGUGACUCGACCUUCGUUCACGCAGCCUUGACGUGACUCGACCUUCGUUCACGCAGCCUUGACGUGACUCGACCUUUGUUCACGCUGUGCUGACGUGACUCGACCUUCUGUCACGCAGCCUAGACGUGACUCGACCUUCUGUCAUGCAGCCUUGACGUGACUCGACCUUCAUUUACGCAGCCUUGACGUGACUCAACCUUCGUUCACGCGGUUGACGGGACUCAACCUCCGUUUAGGCAGCGCUGACGUGACUUUACCUUCUGUCAUUCAGCGCUGACGUGACUGGACUUUUAAUCACGCAGCCUUGACGUGACUGGACCUCCUGUCAGGCAGCGCUGACAUGACUUGACCUUGGUUCACGCAGCUUUGACGUGAUUGAACCUUUGUUCACGCAGUGCUGACAUGACCCAACCUUCGUUCACGCAGUGCUGACAUGACUUGAUCUUCGUUCAUGCAGUGCUGACAUGACUUGACCUUUGUUCACGCAGCCUUGAUGUGACUUGACCUUCUGUGUUGCUUUCAAACUAUUAACUACUGGAAGUACACAUUAUUGUUUUUGCUCUUCAUAACCUUCUAUGUAGGACUGUAGUUGUGAUGCUUCUGCUUAUGGACUGAUUGUUUCUGUCGAGUCAACCAUAAGGACUACCUGGAAGCAAACAUGCUUUAAUGUUGCCUCAGUACAACAACAGUCGCUUGUCUAGACAGAAAGCUCAGCUCAUGUUCACCUCUCGGUGCUCUCCUUCUUCCUGGAGUCUGCUGAAGGCUGAUUUCUUUUGUUGCUCCUGGUGAUGGUGAUUGUAGAUGCAGUAUUCUAUACUGCAGCUGUGUUGUGCUGUGCUACUAAUUGACUCUGUGACACAGGAGUAAGCAGUAGCAGCUCAACCUCGGUUACCUUAAUCCUGCACCAACUGUGGGCAUUGAGUAACUUUGAGUAACCAAAUAAUUUCAAUGUGUAUAGUUUUUCUUGUUGAUCGAUGGUCAUUAUGGUUCCAAACCAGAUCUAACUUUUCAAACAGGUAGACAGAGAUUUGCCAUUGUGGUCACACAGAACACUCUGUGUGAACUAAUACAUGAUCCACUUGUGUUUCUUUGAAGAGCAGAGGACACUGCUACCCUAGAUGCUGUGGGAGUCUCUCAUAGAACUGCUCCAAGUUUCCACACAAUAGACCGUAUUGAUUCGACACGUACCUAGCACAGGUUCACUGGAGCUGUGUGCUUCAAGUGGUCUCAGAAUUUCUCUGAAACAGCAGAACAAGUGAUACAGUAUGUCCUUGUUGAAGCCUUGCAUUCUGUGCACGGAACCUGCCCCAGGAUUACGUGGAGGGAUGCUGGUCUGUUAAGACUCAGUGAUUAGGUUAUUUCACACCACAUGUGGAUUAAACCUGGACUGACUUUGUUCAUGUUCAUCCCUCCAUGUAAGUUAAUGAUGGCAAACUGUGCUGGUUCAGAGCAAGCAUCACUGACGCUACCACCACCAGGGUUUUGAAAUGUUUUUGUUAGACACACUGGAUGAAGAACAAGAUGAACUGUGUGGGUUGACCUAGAAACACGAUUUCUUAAAGUUCACUCUGAACCACCUUCACAUAUGCAGCUUCCACAAAAAAUCUUAUUCAUGUUAGCAGAUCAUCACCAGCUCAUAACCCUUUAUAUUAUUUUAUAAGAUGCAUUCUUGUAGUUAUCAGUAUCAGCGAGUACAUAACCAUCACAGCAAUAACUAGCAGAAAUGAUAAUAAUGUCCCAUCUGGGACAAUAAUGCCAUGUAAGGCUUGUUGACUGCUGGAGACUGUGUGUGUUAGAAACACUGUUUGAGCAUGCAGCAGUGGGAGGUGAGGCAUCAAACAUGGUUUGUCUUUGUAUCUGAUACUUUUCCUCCAUUAGAGUCACUGAGCAGAACCUACUGUACCACCAGGCCGUGGUUAAGUAUUGUCUUGUACCAUCUACAUAGGUUAUAGUCUCCUGCUUACUGACAGCAUGAGACCCACGUCAUUAGUUGAAGCUUUCAUGUUUGUGUCCUGUGACAGAGGAUCAGCUCUUUUUCUAUCUUGUAUAUUUUGCAACACAUGGAGGAGCAGUGCGUUCCCAUCAGGGGCUGAAAAGAGCCUUUGUUUAGCCCUGAACACCUGGACAGUUAAGACUCUCUCGCCCUCCCUUUCUCUCUUGCUCUCUAUCAUUCCUUCUUUUCCUAUCUGAAUUGUUCUCUCCACUGUCUGUGUGUGUGUCCAACUGCAACAAUGAAAUCACGGACAAAUGUGGGAUUGUGCUUUAAGGGAAAGCAGCAUCAGUCCAGGGGUCAUGUUAGAGUUUAGCUCUGUAAAGAUCUUACUACUAUCCAAGCCUGGUGUCAAAGCUGUGGUUCAUCUGGGUCACUUCUUAGGAGCAUACUGAAUAAACACCUUGACUCAGGUUGUUGUCACUAGAAUAUUUCAUUAUUAUCUCAUUGACCUAAUCUGUUGACCUAAUCUCUGGAGUUUCCUACUUAUUUGCAUGAGUCCUGGCCCAUAUUUUGCAUUUCAUGUUAUUUCCCUGACCUAUCUUGCAAAGGCCUCUUCUGUGGCUGUGCAACGCCACCCGAGCCCUCCACAGACAUCCUAUCCUCCCUCCCACUCGUUUUCUCUCUGGCCCUUUUCUCUUUCAUUCGGUCCCUUUGAGUCUCUCUCAUUAUGAAGUGUUAGAAACUUGCUGAAGUGGGAAAUGAGCUUGUGAACGCUCUUUGUCCUAAUUAAACUUUGACAUCAAGAGUGACAAGAAGCAACGAAGGGGAAACAAUAGCAGAUUUUGUGCAGGUGCAGUCUGGAGCAAGCAACAAGCUUUGUCCUCAAGAACAAAACAUUUGUUUCCAUGUGUUCUGCUUUGUUCAACUUCACCAGGUCCAGGUGCAAAACAGAACUUUGCAAUAAGAGCAGGCUGCACAUGUACUGUAGACAGCUUCUAGUGCCAUGUGACAGGUGUCAUCUUAUGACAGGUGGUUACAGGAACACAACAUCCUCCAUAUAUCCAUCUUAAACAAGGCAGUUUCUCAGAAGAACAAUAGCUUUUAAAGGUGAAGAUUCCAUUCAGAUACGAGCCCUUGAUUUUUGAUCGGGGUGGAGCCCGGCAGUCCUCAGCUGCUGGAGGGAGAGAGGGAGGCAGGAACUCCACAUUCUCACAUAAAGCAAGUGGAUGGGCUGACAGCCGACCCCACCAGUGAGCCACAAUGGCACAGAACGGAGUAGCCGGAGGUUUGCCUUCUCCUCAGCCUGUAAAGAUCCAGGAGAUCAAAUGCACCAAGAUCUUUUUUAACAAUGAGUGGCACACAUCCAGCACAGGGAAGACAUUUCCAACGUUCAACCCAGCCACAGGUUCAAAGAUCUGUGAUGUGGAGGAAGCAGACCAAGAGGACGUGGACAAGGCAGUGCAGGCGGCCAAAGUGGCCAAGCAGCGAGGUUCUCCAUGGCAGAGGAUGGAGUCAUCCGGCCGCGGGCGGCUGCUGUACAGGCUGGCUGACCUGAUGGAGAGAGACCGGCUCCUGCUGGCGACUCUGGAGACUCUGGACACAGGGAAGCCCUUUCUGCAGUCUUUCUUCAUCGACCUUGAGGGCAGCAUCAAAACCCUACGUUACUAUGCAGGCUGGGCAGACAAGGUUCAAGGCAGGAGUCUAGCUAUAGAUGAGACCUUUGUGUGUUUGACUAAACACAAUCCUGUUGGAGUAUGUGGAGCCAUCAUUCCUUGGAACUUCCCCCUCCUGAUGCUCACUUGGAAGCUGGCACCAGCCUUGAGCUGUGGGAACACAGUGGUCAUCAAACCAGCUGAGCAGACCCCCCUCACAGCUCUUCACCUGGGAUCCCUCAUCAUAGAGGCAGGUUUGCCUCCUGGAGUUGUGAACAUUGUCCCAGGGUUUGGUCCCACGGCAGGAGCAGCCAUUGCCAGCCACAGGGAUGUGGACAAGGUGGCCUUUACUGGCUCUACAGAGGUAGGCCAGCUGAUCAAAGAAGCGGCAGCCAGAAGUAACCUGAAGAGAGUAACUUUGGAACUGGGUGGGAAGAACCCCUGCAUCGUGUUCGCAGACUGUGACUUGCAGCUGGCUGUCAAAGAAACCCAACACGGAGCUUUCUACAACCAGGGUCAGUGCUGCACCGCAGCAUCACGUGUCUACGUGGAGGAAAGCAUUUAUGAAGAGUUUGUGCACUGCAGCAUCGAAAGUGCCAAGAAGAUAGUCAUAGGAGACCCGCUGGAUCCCCAGACAUCACACGGGCCACAGAUUGACCAUCAGCAAUUUGACAAAAUCAUGAGCUUCAUAGAAAGUGGGAAGCAAGAAGGAGCCAAACUGGAGUAUGGUGGAGCAGCUGUUGGCGAGAGGGGCCUCUUUAUUCAACCCACCAUCUUCUCCGGAGUCAAAGACCAUAUGCGCAUUGCGAAGGAAGAGAUAUUUGGUCCAGUGCAGUGUAUACUCAGCUUCAAGAGUCAGGAGGAGGCCAUUGAGAGAGCAAACUGCUCAGAGUACGGCCUGGUGUCAGCUGUCUUUACCACAAGCCUGGACAAAGCGCUGUCUGUGUCUGCUUCCCUCGAGACCGGCACCGUGUGGAUUAACUGCUAUAAUGCUCUUCAUGCUCAGGCACCCUUUGGAGGGUACAAGAUGUCUGGUAAUGGAAGAGAACUUGGAGAGUAUGCGCUGGCUGAGUACUCAGAAGUGAAGGCAGUGACUAUUAAACUGAGCCAAACCCUGUGAUGAGAACUGAGAGGAGCCACUUUUCUGUACUUCCUUUCAUGUGACGCCAUGACACAAUAUUCUUUACCCACGUAAUAUCUCUGUUUUCAUGCUCAUGACCAGGAUCGCUUGAUCUCAAUCUGUCCAGUAAAGACUAGCCACUUAAAUAGUUUCACUCGUAGCCAGAGUAUUUAUAUGUUAGAUUUAAGUUAAUGCCUCUGGCUUUUACAAAUGAGCCCAGCUCACA